This is a messenger RNA of Canis lupus familiaris (dog), 2093 nucleotides long. Its product is annotated as immortalization up-regulated protein-like. Lineage: Eukaryota; Metazoa; Chordata; Mammalia; Carnivora; Canidae. The coding region runs from base 1733 to 2053 and encodes 106 amino acids. Gene Ontology annotation, cellular component: nucleus. The transcript is spliced from 4 exons. The record is from RefSeq and is a predicted model, not a curated record.
UUGUGCCAUCCAGGCGCCCCCAGUUGUUAUUUAUUUAUUUAUUUUUAUUUAUGAAUGAGAGACACAGAGAGAAGGGCAUUUUCAGAUGUAUUUUCAUCCUCUACAAUUAGUUAAUCCCCAUUCCCCACGUAGUUCCCAGCAACCCGCCACCUGCUGUCUCAAUAACCCUUCUCUGAACACUAAAUGCGAACACUCCUACAGCAUGGACUCCUUGGUGUCUGGCUUCGUUCACCUCGCAGAAUGUUUCUGAGGCUCAUGCACGAUGCACUGUAUGUCAGUUCAUUUCCUUUUUAUGGCGGAGUAGUGUUCCGCCACGUAGAUAUUCACAUUUUGUCUCUCCAUUUACCAACUCACCGGACACCUUAGUUUCCUGUUGUUUUCUAACAUUCCGUACACUUGUUUCCCCCAAUAGAGAGCUAAUCCCGUGAGGCUGGGAUGUUUGCUGGUUUAAUUAAAUUAACCUUUGUAUCCGCAGCACCUGAACCGUCCUGGGCACCUAGUAGGUAGUCAACAAACAUAAGCUGAAGGAAUGGACCAUAAAGAUAACAUUUUAUUGUCUUUAAGGGCUAAGCUGGUCAUCAAGCAGGGGAAAGAGGUGAAAGCGAUAGGCCGUGUGGAGCCAGCACCCAGGGGAGGCCUCUCCCAGGAAUGCACUUUGGACCAGAGACCGGAGUACACAUGGUCGUCAUCAUCAUCCCCAGGCGUCAGCCAUGAAUGACUCCUGCCUGGACGGCAGCCCAGCUGCUGGUGGCAGAGCUGUGUCGCAGAGGGACUCGCGAAGGACACUUAGCCUCACAGCAAUGGGAGCAAGUGGCUCGCCCCCCACCGCCCCCCUCGGCCUGCCUGGCCCAGGCCAGCAUGGGGAGGGCAGGCGGGGCUCACAGCUACCCCUGCGGCUGACCACCCUCCAGGGAGAGCCCCAGGGGCCAGAGCCCUGGACCUGAGUCUGGCUGUGGAUCCCAGUUCUAGGCAUUCACACUAUAUUUGCCCUCCACUGUCUUACUUACUUGGUCCCUCAGUUUUCUCAUCUGUAAAAUAGGGGUAGUAAUGAUACCUACCUUCUGAUUAAAAAACCCCAAACCUUAUCUUGCCAGGCAUGGUUCUAGAAAAUUAAUUCAUUACAACAACCCCAUAUGGUACCUGCUGUAUACAGAUGAAGAAACGGAGGCACGGAGAGGCUAAGUCUUUCCUGAGCUCACCUCACUACUAAGUGACACGGUCCUCAAAUUCAGGAGGACCAGCUCCUGCUCUUUGCCCCUUCAGAGGUUGUGAAAGUGAGUUACUGUGCGUGCAGCCCUUGAACAGUGCCUGGCCCGCAGUGAGUACAGUGUCAGCAUGAUGACGGGACGGGGCACGGGGCACAGGGCGGGACCCUCCCUCUCAUUUCUUCCAAAGCAGGCAUCAGAGCCUCUUGGGGGAAGCAGGGGACAGCUGCAGCCCCUCUCCCAGAAGUCUACAGCUGCCCACACAGUCCCCCCUCCCUCGCCAAGGCUCGGGGGGGGGUGGAAACUUAGCCCUUAACUGUCCACCCCCCCACCCCCGUUUCCCAGAGAAGUUGGGUGGUGCUGGGGAGGGGCUGUGAGUCAGGCUCAGGAAUCUGAACAAGGUGGGGUGGGGCUCCCCAGAAGUCCCUGGGCGGGCAGUUCCCACUGCUCCUCCCCACGGCCUGCCCCCUGCCCUCGGGCACUACCCAGGCCCCCGGCGGCCUCCCCACAGACCUCGUCUCACCACCAUGGAGUUCGACCUGACCGCAGCCCUGGACUCCAAGAAGCCCCACGGGACAGGCCAGGUGGGAGACCACAAACACAGCGCCCCCAAAGCUCAGGGCGCGUCGGCGGAUAAACCGAGGGGCCACGGCCACCGCAGCUCGGACUCCAGCAGCAGCAGCGGCAGCUCCAGCGACUCCGACCAUGACGGGAAGCCUCGCGCCGCCGCCCCGGGGCCGCACGGAAGCUCGCCGGGCAAGGCCGAGAAGCCCAAGGUGAAGAAGAAGAAGGAGAAGAAGGAGAAGAAGGAGAAGAAGGGGAAGGCGAAGAAGGAGGCUCCCCACUGACGGGCCUGGGCGGGUCUCAAUAAACCUCUCCUCGCUCGCC